Messenger RNA from Sphenostylis stenocarpa, 1089 nucleotides. Lineage: Eukaryota; Viridiplantae; Streptophyta; Magnoliopsida; Fabales; Fabaceae. The record is from the annotation of a GenBank genome assembly.
AUGGCGAUUCAAGAUCAAAAUGGAUUUAACAGAUCACAGGGUGGUCCUUCGGAAGGAAGUGGAGUCUCUCUGAGUUCUGGAGUGCAUUCUGUUGCACAUAUUCAACUUAAUGACCAGUUUUCUUGUGGGAAUGACUAUGCCCUGAAGGUAAGGAAGCCGUAUACUAUCACGAAACAGAGAGAGAGGUGGACAGAUGAAGAACAUAAGAAGUUCCUUGAAGCUUUAAAGCUCCAUGGUCGGGCUUGGCGGCGUAUUGAAGAACAUGUUGGCACAAAGACUGCUGUUCAGAUUCGAAGUCAUGCUCAGAAGUUUUUUUCUAAGGUUCUUCGCGACCGUACUGGGAGUGUUACAAAUACAGUGGAGUCAAUUGAAAUUCCUCCUCCAAGACCAAAACGAAAGCCGAUGCAUCCUUACCCUAGAAAGCUAGUUGAGACUCCUAGUAAGGAAACUUCAAUUGCAGAACAACUAAUGAAGUCUAGUUAUCUGAAGUCAUCAGAUUUUGAUCAAGAAAACCAAUCUCCGAAAUCAGUAUUAUCAGGAGGGGUUUCAGAUAGCCUUGGCUCCUCAGAUUCAGACACACCAAAUGGAAGUUUGUCGCCCAUGUCAUCCAUCAGUGGCAUCCAUACAAGCGGUUUUACAUGUGCCGAACCCAACACAACAUCCGAAGAAGCUGGGAUAAACGCUGAUUCAUCUCAUGAUGAGAAGAAACCUCAUAUGAAAUUCAAGCUUCCUACAAACCAAAGCGAUUACAUCAAAGAAGACAUAACAGAAGAAUCUUCAGGCCAGACUUUCAAACUUUUUGGAAUGACAUUUUUUGUAACAGAUACAUGCAAACCCUCUUCUCCAACAAUCGAGGCAUGCAAACCAAUACCUCUAAACAUACGCAAGGGGGAUGGAACAUUGGAACUUCUUGGCCACAUCACAUCAAGUGAAACAUCAGCCAUAUCCCUGCUAAAGGUGAGAAUGGGUCCUGAAACAUGUGGGAAAGGGUUUGUGCCAUAUAAAAGGUGCAUGGAAGGGAGAGAAAACCAGUCUUCAUCUGUGACAAAUGAUAAUAGAGAAGAGCAAUGCAUCCACCUUUCGUUGUAG